This is a messenger RNA of Rubroshorea leprosula, 625 nucleotides long. The record is from the annotation of a GenBank genome assembly. Lineage: Eukaryota; Viridiplantae; Streptophyta; Magnoliopsida; Malvales; Dipterocarpaceae.
AUACGAGGGUUUAUGCAAUCGCAUAUGGAGGGGAUGGGAGUACGAGGCACUAUAUGACUACAUAUACGGAGUAAUAGCUAAUAUAGAUGCUAUGAAUUAUGCGAUCUGCUCGGGCUUUCAUAUCUGGUAUGGGUUAAUACCCAGCAUUAUGAUAUCUUUAGGGUGUUAUGAUAUUUAUGACAUCCUAAGCCCAGAGGUGGUCAACUCCACACGAAAUUGGUCUGCCUCGAUGAUCCAGAUGGCCACUGAACUAUGCACAAAUUCGAUGAACGUAAUCAUGCAGGACACCGGGAGAACGCUCCAAACCGAUGGGGACAUCACAUUGGGGGUAGGGACCAGCCCAGAGACGGGACCCUUCGACCCUCUCGGGAUCAGAGAAGAGGAAAAGGAAAUAAGAGUAGGAGGAAUACAUAAAGUAGUACUAAUUAAAGUAGUGAGUGUCUGCCUCGCAACUUGUCUAUUGAGCACUAUUUCCUAUACAACUGUCUGCGGAACUAUGUAAACAAUUUGAUAAUGUUCCAUCAUAAAAAGAGAGCUUAGACAGGUGAACAAAGACAGAAAGUCUUAGAUAUGUCGGAUCUUAAGAGGGUGAAGAAAGGAACCUCGCCGACCCUUCAUAACUGCU